Molecule: messenger RNA, 1554 nt
Organism: Aspergillus affinis
Lineage: Eukaryota; Fungi; Ascomycota; Eurotiomycetes; Eurotiales; Aspergillaceae
Product: cytosine permease
Exons: 3
Coding region: 1-1554 (517 amino acids)
Biological process (GO): transmembrane transport
Cellular component (GO): fungal-type vacuole membrane; plasma membrane
Molecular function (GO): transmembrane transporter activity
Source: RefSeq, a predicted model, not a curated record
AUGUUUGGGGGCAGUAGCAGCGACCCCGACCUUGAAAAGGCCCCUCAGGUGGGCAAGCUCCCCGCCGACGACAGUAGCGAUGGAGCAGUUCCCGGAGAGAGCUUUGCCUAUGGCGACUCCCUCUACGCAAAGGUACAACGACUGGCAGGAAAGCUCAACAUUGAGCAGCGCGGUAUUGAACGGGUGCCGGCGGAAGAACAGACGGACACGUCCUAUUUCAAUAUUGGCAGCAUGUGGCUGGCGGCCAACAUGGUAGUCAGUUCUUUCGCCAUCGGUGUCCUCGGGAAAUCCCUCUUCAGCCUCGGCUUCGUUGAUGCCAUCCUGGUCUGCAUCUUCUUCAACCUGCUGGGUAUCAUGACCGUCUGCUUCUUUUCGUGCUUCGGUCCUCCUUUCGGCCUUCGACAAAUGGUACUCUCAAGAUUCUGGUUUGGUUGGUGGGCAACCAAAUUCAUUGCCUGUCUGAAUGUGUUGGCUUGUGUGGGCUGGUCCGCCGCCAACUCCAUAGUGGGUGCCCAGCUAUUGAACGCGGUCAACAGUGACGUGCCGGGAUUUGCGGGUAUCCUCAUCAUCGCUUUCUGUACUCUCUUCGUCACGUUCGCAGGCUACAAAGUGGUCCACAUGUAUGAGUACUGGAGCUGGAUCCCCACGUUCAUUGUUUUCAUGAUUGUGUUCGGGAUGUUUGCCCAUUCCGGAGACUUCAGGAAUAUACCGAUGGGAGUUGGAACCUCUGAGCUUGGAGGUUGUCUUUCAUUUGGUUCCACUGUAUACGGCUUCGCCACCGGGUGGACCAGUUAUGCUGCUGAUUACACCGUAUAUCAGCCUGCAAACCGAAGUCGCCGCAAGAUAUUUUUCUCCGCCUGGGCCGGACUCAUCCUCCCUCUGCUCUUCACCCAGAUGCUGGGUAUCGCGGUCAUGACCGCGACGUCCAUCGACGACGGCAACAACAAAUAUCAGUUGGGUUAUUCGACGUCCGGAAAUGGCGGCUUGCUCAACGCCGUUCUCGAGCCGCUUGGUGGUUUCGGAAAGUUUUGCUUGGUCAUUCUUGCUCUUUCCAUCAUCGCCAACAAUUGUCCCAACAUUUACUCUGUCGCUCUUACCCUUCAGGUUAUGACUCGGUACUCCCCGAAAGUCCCCCGUUUCAUCUGGGUGUUCCUAGGUUCCUGCGCCUCGAUUGCUAUCGGAAUCCCUGGCUACUCUUAUUUCGAAACGAUCCUGGAAAACUUUAUGAACUUCAUUGCAUACUGGCUGGCCAUAUACUCGGGCAUCUCCCUCACCGACCAUUUCGUCUUUAAGCGAGGUUUUUCGGGAUACCGUAUUGAGAUAUACGACAAACCCGACAAGCUCCCCCCUGGCAUUGCCGCUGCUCUGGCUUUUGCGUUCGGCGUUGCUGGUAUGAUCACCGGAAUGAGCCAGUCGUGGUACGUGGGUCCCAUUGCGAAACAUGCGGGUGCGGCCCCCUCUGGCGGUGACAUUGGCUUCGAACUGGCUUUCGCCUUCGCUUCGGUGUCGUAUAUGGUAUUACGACCCAUCGAGAUAAGAAUAUUUGGUCGGUAA